Messenger RNA from Dermatophagoides pteronyssinus (European house dust mite), 674 nucleotides. RefSeq lists its product as uncharacterized. The record is from RefSeq and is a predicted model, not a curated record. Lineage: Eukaryota; Metazoa; Arthropoda; Arachnida; Sarcoptiformes; Pyroglyphidae.
GAUUUUGUAAUGUGAAUACGAACUAUUCAAAUGAAAGUGUCUCAAGUGCUAUUUGAUUUGAGCACCAUUUUUGUGCUAUUGAUUGUGCUGUUAUCAACAUUAUUUUUCCAAUCUAGUUUUGCAGUAGGAAUCGAUGAAGAAUCAGAUGGUCCAAUGAAACGAUGGAAUGCUGGACAAAUGAUGACUGUCGGUAUACCUAUUGAAGAGGCUAUUGAACGAAUACGUUCCAUGCCACAUCGUCGUAAUGCAUUGAUAAGAAGCUUAGGAGCUACAUCUCUGACACAACGAGCUGGUCGUAAUCUUAUAUUCCGUGUAUUUCUUACAAUAGGUCAUCAAAAUGGACUGACACAAUGUACAGCACAGGUAAUGUGCGAACAAACCUGUCAAGAUGAGAUGAACAAGUCGGCCAAUAAUUAUUUUGAUACAUACCCAACUGAUGAUGCAUAUGUAUCAUAUAUAUUGGCAGCGAUCGAAAAGGGUAGAGAAUUAGGUGGCGCUUAUCAUUGUGACCAAUGUCACUUAUUGUAUCCUAAAUGUAACAAUGAAGCUACUCGUCAACAAGUAUUGACUAAAUACGCAUAUUUAAUGGAUGUAACCAACUAUGUAAUUAACAAGAUUCCUUCAUAAGAUUCUGUCUAAGUUUUGUCCGUUUGCCAAAUUCUUGGAUAAACUGU